AUGACAGAACAUUAUUUAGAUGAUUUAUUAAGGGAGAUGAUGUCUGAAGCAGAAAUGUCAGAACAAAAAAAGAAUGCUGCUGACCAAUCAUCAGACCCAACAACAUCAUCACAACAAGUCAAUAGUCAACAACAGAUAUCCCCGACGUUGGAGCGUAGAAAAUCACGUGUAUCACAUCAUGAAGGCAUACACAGUGACUUUGAUUAUCUAGAGACUCUGUUGAAUGACAUGUCGGUGGGCCCUGAUCAGUCCAUUCGAAAGUCGGUCAUUGCCGAUCAACAAAACCAGAAUGCUCGUGUCAAGAGUCUACGUCUCACCUCUCAAUUGGAUCUAGAGAGUACUCUUAAAGACUUGGAAGCAUUCUACAAAGACAAUACAUUACAAACAAAGAGAAAACAAUCAUCACAUAUUGCAAGAGGUGGUGCUGCUGGUAGAUUAUCCUCGGCAACUUCGACUACUUCUACAUCUAACCCUCCAUCGCCUGCAACCACUUCCGUUACUAGUACUACCACCAACCCAUCAAAGAUUAUUGAUCAAUCUAUUUAUGAGAGUCCUUCUUUGGCUGCUUCCAACGUUGCUCCACCUGUUGUAGCAGCUGUCACUUUGCAAGUACCUCCUCCUCCUCCUCCUCAACCACAACAGUCAACUUUAACAUCAUCAGGACAACAAAGUUUAUCUAGUUCAAAGAGAUCAUCACCAGACAAGGUGUCAGCAUUGGCAAGAGAGGCAAUUGAUGCAGCUGAUUUAUUGGAUCAAAUGAUCGAGUCGUUUGGCACUGACACUAUCCCCAUCCCAACUCCAGUCACUACAUCAUCUCAACCAACUCCUGCAGUUGUCAAACCGACUCAACCUAAACAACAAGAUACUACUUCUACUCCAGUAGUAGUUGAACAACAACAAAUCAAACUACCAACAGGAGUAUCAAAUAUAACAUCAGGAACAGGUACAAUUAGACCAGCAUCUAAAUUGGGAGCACCAGUUGAUAUUGCGGUGAGUUCACCAAAGGCACCAACACCCAUUUCAACAUUAUCAAGUUCAACUCUAUCACCACCUUCGUCAUCGUCGACACAAAAUAGUGACAAAAUGUUGGAUGAAAUGAUUUCAUUGUUUAAAGACUCCAAUUCAAACAUUAAAUUUGCCAAUGCCAAUAAUUUGGGUAGUAGUGCAUUGAAUAAUGCUGCCGAGCAAUCACCAGUACACGUCAAACCAAACUACUUGGCACAACAACACUAUACCAUGUCACCAGAGGAUGUUCACAAGAUUCAUAUCAUGCAAAAGCAACAACAAGUCGAUGAAGACCUAGUUCAAAAGAUUCUUUGUGAGAAUGAUUUUGAAGAAAUGUCUAUCAAUGUCAACUCACCACCAAUGACAUCGAUGACUCCAAGUGCAAUGACCGAUCGAGUAUGGUACAUUAAACAAGAAAUCAAUACCCAAGAAUCAAUUGGAACAGGUAAUCAUGGUCAAUCUUCAAGAGCCGGUAUCUACAAAGACAAAAGAAUCAUUGGAAAAUCUUGGAGUUUUAUUCCUCCUCAAUCAACUCCAUUAUUAUUUAAUGAAAUUGAACAAUUAAUAUCAAUUAAACAUCCAAAUAUAUUAUCAUUAAUGGGGGCAUCAAUUACUUCCACAUUUAAUACAUUUACAGAAUAUAUUACUGGAAAUAAUUUGGAUAUUGUUUUGAAAAAUGUUGAUGAUAGAAGUGAAUUAUCAUUUGUCAUUAGAAUUGCAGAGGAAAUUGCUUCUGCAAUGUCAUUUUUACAUUCUUUUAAUAUUGUUCAUAGAAGUUUACAUCCAAAAAAUAUUCUUUUAAAUUCAGAUUUAAAAGUUUAUAUUAAAGAUUAUGGAUUUGCAAAUUUAAAAGAUGAAACUAUUAGAAAGAGAUUAAUGACAACACAAAGAAUGACAUCACUUUUACAUACUCAAUAUAUGGCACCUGAAUUAUUCAAUGUAUUGUCGGGUGGAAAAGGAGGCUAUGAUACCAAGGUUGAUGUUUUUAGUUUUGGUGUUUUGUUGUGGGAAAUGUUUGGACGUGAUAUUAAACUAUCGACACUUGGCCACAAUGUUGUCAAUGGAUACACUUAUUAUAGUCGUCCAUCACUACCCAAUUGUCCAUUCACUAUUGACAAGCUCAUUCGUCUAUGUAUAUCAUCUGAUCCCUCUCUCCGUCCUUCGUUCCAAACUAUCCUAAAGGUCCUUCGUCAACCAUUACAUACUUUGCAAAGAUUCACCAAACCUGAAAGUUCAUCAACUUCUCCAAUCCCCAAAUCAUCAUCUGAUAAUAAUAUCUCUGGUUCCGCUGCCACUGUCACAGUUGAAAUGGUUCCAGAAAAACAAGAAAAGAUCAACAAGAUUGUUCAACUUGUUCAAGAUCUCAUUUCAUCACCUACAUUGGCCAACCUUUCUCGUGCAGCUCAAACCAUUGAAGCUCUUAGCAAGAAUCCAGAUAAUUUCCCAUACCUCUUACAAGUCGAUUUCUUACCACUCAUCUUUGAAUUACUUGGUACUAGAUUUGAAGAUGUUCAAUUAUUAAUUUUAAAAUCUUUGACUUUAUUUUUAGAAAAUGAUGAAUUAUCAGAAUUAUUUAGAAAUUUAUUGGGAAUUAAUACAUUGAUUCAAUUUUUAAAUGGACAAAGAUCAGAGAAUAUAUUAUUUGCAAGUAUUAGAAUAUUACAACAAUUGUGUCACCGAGAUGUUAAUGUCUUGGAGGUUAUGGCCAAGGGUGGUAUUCCAAUCCUCAUCCAACAAUUAUCUCAUCCAAAUGAAUUGGUUCGACUACAGAUUGUAUGGUGUUUGACCAUGUUACUCGAAUCAUCUGCCAUUCAAGAAGAGUUUGUUAAAAUGGGUGGAGUUGAAAUACUUUUAGAUAUGUUUGUAAAUGCUCAAAAUGAUGGUUUCAAUCUUCGUAUUGCUUCUGCUCUUUCAAAAUUAUUACCUCUUAAAUAUACACAAGAAAUUAUAAAUGAUGGACCACAAAGACAAAUGAUAUUAGAGAAAUAUUAUUCAUUUUUAGAUUCUGGAUUUGAAGCACUUAGAAUGUUGGGACUUGAAGCGAUUGCCAUUUUAAUUACCAAUGUUGAGAAUCAAGACUUUUUGGUAAAGGGAGAGAUUGUAUCGUUCCUUUUAGAGUAUUUGGAGAUUGAGAAUGUUACAGUCGCUCCACAAAUGACUGCCAUUAAAAUCAUUCUCGUUUUAUCAACUUCACCAAAACACUCUACCUAUCUCAAAUCACAACCAAUCGCUCAACCCAUCAAAUCCCUUAAAUCUUUAUCACCACAUCCAUCCAUUCAAAAAGCUUCAGAGAAAAUUAUUUCUUUAAUCUCAAAAUAUUUAUUCAAUGAAAUAUUUAAAAGAGUCAAUGUAACGGUACUAGAGUUGGAUGUACAAUUUGAUUAUCCCAGUCGAAACUUGGUCAAGACAUGGCAUAGAAACAAAGUGGUCAAGAGCUAUAAACAAAUUAGUAAGGAUUUAAAUUGGGUCAUCAAGAAUAAAUACUAUGUCGUAUUGAAAGAGAUACUUGUAUCGAUGAAACAAUCACGUUUGGAAGGUGCUGAAGAAUCAAAAGGUGCUGGAGCAGGCGGUGGAUCAACAUUAUUAUCAGUUGUCAAAAAAGAGGAUGGAGUAGUUGGUGGCAACGGCAACAUCGUUGACACUGAAGAAGAUGGAGAUACGAUCAAGUUUGAAGCAUCUUCAUUGUCAUUGUCACUAAUUGACGAUCCUAUAAUCAUUGGUUUGCUAUUAGACCUAUUUCCACAAAAAUUUGGUGAGUUAUUCUUUACGAUAAAUAGUCCGCGUGUUGGUGGAUCGAGAUUGACUCGAUUUAAAACAACCAAACAUUAUCUCCAACGAAUCAUCACUGUACACGGAAACAUUGGUAUUUGGAACCAAACCAUCCAUUUUAUCGAUAACUUUAAGUCGUUUCAACCUCCAUCUCUACCAAAUAGUUUGGAUGGAUGUAAUAAUGGUGGUGGUAGUGGUAGUAGUGGUGGUGACCAAACUGAUUACCGACUCAAUCUAUUUGAGACUUAUCUCUCAAGACUAUGGAAACACAAGGAACGGACGAUUAUCAAGUUGAUCAACUAUUGCAUACGAAGUAAUCGCAAAGAGAUCCUGACCAACAUCACCGACACGGUUGGCGUGGAAAAGAUCAACCAGUAUUUGGCAUCGGAUCUCUGGAUCAAAGUUAUGGAAGACCACGAGAUUGACCAACUCACCAUCAACAGCGAGAUGAUCGAGUUUCUACACGCCAAAUUGUCAAAGUACCCCUUUAACCGAAUAUUUAGAGACCCUGUACACGCACUCCUCCUCACCAACAAUGUAAAACUAAUCAUCGACAAUAACAUCUGUAUCGAAAACCCAAACAUCCCAUCCUCAUCAUCAUCACCGCUCUCCACCAUCCUCAACGCCUUUCAUCCAUCCUCUUCAACAUCUCGAAAGAAAAAAGAACAACAUUUUAAAGAUUUGGGUUCUUUUUGUCCUUAUAUUAUAAAUUCUAUUAUUAAAUCCGAACCGACAACAACUACCUCUACCACGUCAAGUUAUCCAGCAAUUCAAACAGUUUAUGAAUGUGCUAUAGCAAUCUUGUCGAAAUAUAAACAUAUAUUGGGGAGCGAUCCCUCUACCACCAUUCAAAACACCAUUGCAACUCUAUUGCCAGUGUCAACCACCAACGCAUCGGUUGAGAGUCGGUCUCUAUUUUAUCGUUUGUGUUUGGCAGAACUCUAUUUCAUCCUACGUGAUAAAAUCAGUCAACAUACCAUUCAUAUGCAAUUAAAUAGUUUAAUUUAUAAAGUUAAACAAUUAAUUGUUGAAGCAUUAAAUAAUUCAACUGUUUUUUUGGACUAUAGUAAUAAUAAUAAUAAUGGUGUUGGAAAUGUAAAUCAAAAGAUAAUUAUAAAAUAUUUAUUAAAUCGAUGUGGAUUUGCAAGUAUUUGUGAAUUUGGAUCAUUAAUAAUAGUUCAACAAUCUUAUAUUCAAUUAAAAUUAAAUCAAAAAAAUAAUAUUAACAAUAAUCAAAAUAAUAAUAACAAUAUUAAUAAUGGUUUAAAAAUUGGAAACAAAAAAGAUAAUAAUAAUAAUAAUCAUACUCAUAAUAUAAUAAUGAUAGAAGAUAAAAUGAAUUGGAUGAAUUUAUUAUCAAAAAACAUAAAGGUAUUACAAUUUAUAGAAGAUAUAUUGAAAACAGAUAAUCAAAGUGUGGUACAAUUUGAUUUGAUUAGUUCAAGAGAUGCGGUAUCGGUUGCCAUUCAAAGAGACCUUUUUGGAGUGGUAGAGUAUUUGGUCUCUCACUUUCACAACCGAUAUGGAUUUGUCGUAUCGGUGCAAGCCAUGUCAAAGAUACUUUCACAGGGUUACUUUGACGUUGCACGUAUACUGGCACCCAACGUUUCACUGCACUAUAGCUACGACCAAAAAGUAAACAGCAUCGAAAUGGCCAAGUUUUUCUCGAUUGAAAACAAACCUCUACCAGUGUUUUAUCAAAACGAUGAUAAGCGUAAUCUAGAGUUUAUCCAGUAUCUCUUGGAUGAAUAUAUCAAAUUGUUUAGAGGUGACCAAGUCGAUAGCAUCACUCUCAGCAGUCCAUAUGGAUAUUUUAUGGCAUUGAUGCGUUGUGCUAAAAAGAGUCAAACCAUUAGUGUCAUUGAUUAUCUUUGCGAUUUUUAUGAAAAAGUUAAAGAAAGAGGAGGAACGGGAGCAAGUUCAAAAGAAAUCAUCUCUACCACUAACAAUAAUCAUUGA
Cavenderia fasciculata is the source of this 5733-nucleotide messenger RNA. Its product is annotated as armadillo repeat-containing protein. The transcript has 7 exons. The coding region runs from base 1 to 5733 and encodes 1910 amino acids. NCBI's taxonomy places the organism in Eukaryota, Evosea, Eumycetozoa, Acytosteliales, Cavenderiaceae. Gene Ontology annotation, molecular function: protein kinase activity; ATP binding; protein binding. Gene Ontology annotation, biological process: protein phosphorylation. The record is from RefSeq and is a predicted model, not a curated record.